AUGGAUAAAACCAAUAUAACCACAGUGAAAGAGUUUAUUUUAUUGGCUUUUUCAGAUUUAUAUCAACUCCAGAUUCCUCUCUUCAUUGUCACUUUGCUCGUCUACAUCAUGUGUGUGUUUGGGAACUUUGUCAUUGUUAUUAUAGUUAGGGUUGAAACUUCACUUCAUACUCCAAUGUACUUUUUUAUCAGCACAUUAUCUGCCAUGGAAAUAAUAUUUGUAUCUAUAUUUAUUCCUAACCUUUUAGCUAACCUUGUGGCUACAAAAAAGAGCAUAUCCUUUAAUGGAUGUUUUAUACAAUUAUUUGUUGGCGCAACCUUGGGAACAGCAGAAAGAUUCCUACUUGCAGUCAUGGCUUUUGACAGAGUCCUGGCUAUUAACAAGCCCCUUCAAUAUGUUUCUAUCAUGACCCAACGGGUCUGUGUGCAACUUGCACUUUUACCAUUAAUUGUUGGGGUUGUCACUGCAUUGAUUCCCACAGUGUUCACAGCUGAACUGCAAUUCUGUGGUCCUAAUGAAGUCAACCAUUUUGGUUGUGAUUUCAGUCCAUUACAGUCCUUGGCUUGUUCUGAUUCCUCCAUCAGUCAGUUGGUUACAAUUUCUGGGACGGCCUUUGCAAUAGUUCUCCCAUUCAUUACAACUGUUGGACUCUACAUCCAUAUCAUUUUCAUAAUUUCUAUGAUUAACAGUGCCAAAUCUAAAUGGAAAGCCUUCUCCACAUGCUCUUCUCAUCUCAUUGUAGUAGGUUUGUUUUAUAUAACAACUAUUGUUGUGUAUGCCACUCCAAGGGGUACCCGAUAUGACAGGUUCUUUGCCCUCAUGUAUACUGUUAUUACCCCUCUUUUGAAUCCAUUCAUAUAUUCAUUCAGGAACAACGAUGUAAAGAAAGCGCUCAUAAAAUCAAGAAGGUUAAAGUUUUGCCAGGGAUCAUUCUAA
This is a messenger RNA of Xenopus laevis (African clawed frog), 936 nucleotides long. RefSeq names its product olfactory receptor 49-like. The record is from RefSeq and is a predicted model, not a curated record. Bases 1 to 936 code for a protein of 311 amino acids. The transcript has a single exon. NCBI's taxonomy places the organism in Eukaryota, Metazoa, Chordata, Amphibia, Anura, Pipidae.